Molecule: messenger RNA, 4996 nt
Organism: Lates calcarifer (barramundi perch)
Lineage: Eukaryota; Metazoa; Chordata; Actinopteri; Centropomidae
Gene: ntsr1
Product: neurotensin receptor 1 (high affinity)
Exons: 4
Coding region: 507-1718 (403 amino acids)
Biological process (GO): neuropeptide signaling pathway
Cellular component (GO): plasma membrane
Molecular function (GO): G protein-coupled neurotensin receptor activity
Source: RefSeq, a predicted model, not a curated record
UCUGCCUGUCCAGUGAUAAUACUCCUCCACGCUGAGACUGGAUCGUUAGCGCUGAAGACACAAUCUUAACUGCAAUCUUGAACACGAUGUAAUACACUGUAGUGAGAUCUCCAGCUGUCGCCUAACAUUAUUUCUUUGCACUUCUGUGUCUGGGGAGGAGAGGAGGAAAAGAGAAGUCUGAUGCACGCACCAGAGAGAGAGGGGGGGGGAUCAGGGUCAAAACAAAAAUAAUCUAAGAAAUCUAAAAAGGAUGUGAAAUAUUCGAUUUAUUUUUGGUUUCCAAGGUGAAACAUGAAGCGACAAAAUACUCACUGAAUGGAUGACUGUGCGUCAUCGCAGCAGCGCCAAUAGCGAGCACGCCUCCUGUCAAAUACUAAAGCUGCUCUCCUCCGAGUUCCAGAGGUGGAACCCGUUCUCUACUUGAUGACCAAGUGGAAAUCAACAAAUGUCUGCUCAGUUUGAACAGUCAUAUUUUCUGUUUUUAUGCUUUCUCACAUAAAGGCGCAAUGGAUUUAAACUUCACCCUCUCGGGGCACGAUUUGUCCGACUGGAGCGCGCUGGCGCAGAGACUCUUUGGGAAUAACUCACUGUCUCCAUUCGAUAACAGCACUGCCGCUCCCAAAACGGACGAGGAAGACUUGGAAGUCAACACGGACGUUUACUCCAAGGUGAUAGUUACUGUUAUAUACGCGGCUCUUUUCGCCGUGGGCUCUCUGGGGAACUCCAUCACCCUGUACACGUUGCUGACCAAAAAGACUCUGCAGAACCUCCAGAGCACCGUGCACUACCACCUGGCCAGCCUCGCCGUGUCCGACCUACUGAUCCUCGUCCUCUCCAUGCCCAUCGAGCUUUACAACUUCAUCUGGUUCCACCACCCGUGGGUAUUCGGGGAUGCAGUGUGCAGGGGUUACUACUUUCUCCGGGACAGCUGCUCCUACGCCACCGCGCUAAACAUCGCCAGCCUGAGCGUUGAACGUUACAUGGCCAUCUGCCACCCGUUUAAAGCCAAGAGCAUCAUGUCCCGCAGCCGCACCAAGAAGCUUAUCAGCGCCAUGUGGCUCGCGUCCUUUGCGCUCGCCAUGCCGAUGCUCUUCACCAUGGGCCAGGUGAUGCGUAAAGGCGAGAAGAUAUGUACCACCAUCGUCUCCCCUGUCACCAUGAAGACUGUUCUUCAGGUAAAUGCAUUUCUGUCCUUUGUGGUUCCAAUGGUGGCCAUAUCUGCGCUGAAUGGGAUCAUAGCCAAUCAGUUGCUGCGGAUGUUCCGUGAGGCAGAGCAAGACAACCGUGUUUGCAUCAUUGGGGGAAAUCCCACCAUGCUGAAUGUCACAGUGGAGCCAAACCGUGCUCAGUCGCUCCGCCAUGGAGUUCUUGUUCUCCGAGCUGUGGUCAUAGCCUUUGUGGUCUGCUGGCUGCCCUAUCACGCUCGCCGCCUCAUGUUUUGCUAUGUCCCUUACUGGUCCCCUGACUUGUAUGACUUCUACCACUAUUUCUACAUGCUGACCAAUGUCCUGUUCUACGUAAGCUCAGCCAUCAAUCCGAUCCUCUACAACCUGGUGUCAGCCAACUACCGUCAGAUCUUCUUUUCCACACUGCGCUACUUCUGCAUGCCCUGUCGACACACACCCAGGAGGCACCCCCGCCCCCUGACCCGCCACUCCAUCAGCAUCUCAAGCAACCACACCCUCUCUACCAACAUUAUCAAAGAGACGGCAUACUGAUAGGGCAGCAAUGGAAUACACUUUCUCAUGCUGAAAAUCCAUCUACUGCCGUUUUGUGAUUACUGGCCCAACUUCGUCAAGGAAAUUCUGGGACUGGUUUGCAGACUGUCCAAUACUGGGGUCACCCUCAUUUUCAUGGGGUCAAGUGCUCACUCUGAGACCCCUGUGAUUCCAUUUCAGAUGCACAUUUAAUCAUGGGUUAUUGUGUAUUGUGUGUAUUUAUUCAUAAAACAAGUUUAUGACAUAAAAAACAACAAAAAUAAAAUAUUACAAUGAAAGAAUGAAAAAGGGAAGGAAAGGUGGACAUAAACAGAAUCAAUCCUAUAAAUGGAAAUUGAUGUUUUAUACAAUAUGUUUCUAAGUACACAUUUUUAUUGGACCAAUCAUUCACACUUGCUUGGUGCCAUACAGUAUAGAUGACUGCUGUUUCUGUUUUUAAGCAUCAACUUAUAAAACUCUACUUACUCCUUAAAAACAAAGAACUCUUUUGUGCUAUUUUGGGUGAGCAUCUGUGGAUAAACCUGGCUUUGAUGUUAGAAAAAAGAGAAAAGGUAUUUCUCUUUCUUGAGUCUUGUCAGUUGCACUGACAGCUGUGUAGGAAACAUCUCUUGCAUCAUUGCCAUUUGCUUUUGUCACAGGUAGCUUUUGAUCUAAUCUUUAGUAGUUCAGAAGGUGUGUCCAGAUAAUGCUAGUAUUAAGACUUGCAAAGUGGAGGGGGUCCUUGUCACACCACUUUGACUCUGGAAUAUGAAUGCUAUGGGAUUUGCAAAUACUGCAGGCAGACAACUAUUGCCUGUAGCAAUAUGGUAAUGAUUUUCUGCAUUCAUUUAAACCUUGAUAUGAUUUAGGUGGGUAGACAGAGAGAGAAGUCUUAGAUAUAACAUUAGUGACAGGACAGUGUGGAGCAAAUAAUACAGGGUGGAAAUACAUUGAUGUGUAGACACAAGCAUGACAGCUGGGAACGUACUACUGGGCCUGUGGAGCAGAGAAAAGCACUCUUCAACAGACACAGAGCUCCUGCUUUAAUGCUUUCCCACCAGCAACUGCUUGAGAAAUCAGAGGCAAGCAGAGAUCUGGGAAUUCCAAAUUUUCCAUUAGGGCCAACACAAGGAUGUGAAACAAUCUGGACUCUUCUUUACCUACGGCACACAAGGACUGAUACAGAGGAUUAGAGAAAUGCAAUUGUCAUCCAUGCGCCAGCAACAGCAUUUUGAAAGGCCGUGUUGAAAUGGGUAGCACAAGAUGCUUUUACUGCAUCUUUAUAGUUGAUUGAUUCUGUAAUAAAAUCUUAACCUUUAGAGCAUUUCCCACCUAGUCGACUUCAUGAUUUAUGUCCACUUCCAGCGAUCAGUCUCACUAACCUUAACCAAGUGUUGUUAAAGUUGCCUAACUCUAACAAAAACUUAAACAUAAUGGGGAGGGGGCAUUCUAGACAUUUUUCAACAAUCACCUCAGCUGAAGCACACUGUCACCUUAACCAUUACCAUGCCUCAACUAGAGUUUAUUCAUAAUUACAAUCUUUCUAUCAACUUAACCAAACUGUACUUGCCUGAAAAUGUUUGCAAUGGAACAAAAAAAUGUUGUCAUUUAAUGUAAUCAGGGGUUUUGCAGAAAUACCUUGUUUGUACUGCAUCUUGUUUUGCAAUAGGUUCAGCCACACAUGUGCAUCUGCUUAGUGCUGCUGUGUAGUGUUAACAUUUCCAACUUGUUACUGACUGUACUGAUUACAAACUUGAGCCACUGCUAAAGUAAACUGUAAGAAGUACCUGGUGGAACACACAAAAUGCCACUGAGAACAGGUAAUAUACUUAUGAGCAGAAUCUAUUGUUAUGGCAAGAUAAACUGAUUUUUGUCAAGUAAUGUCCUACCCUGUUAAAAGAAAAAAUAAUUCAGGCCUGUGGGGGAGAAGCUGUUUUAAGUGGGUCAUCAUAAUCUUAUUAGUUGAAACUGGCCAAGCUUUCCUCUGUAGACAGUGAUGUGUUGUUUGUGUUGUCAGUAUUCUGAAGCAAAUGUGUGUACAGUAUGUAGACCAUGAGGGUAAUGCUUUCCCCAUUCAUGCACUUGUGUAAUUCCCACAGAGUAUGUCUACUUAUGUAUGUUAUUUGUGAGUGUAUUUCUGCACAAGCCACUCAUUUUAUAUAUCUUGCUUUAUAAACAAGAGGUAAUUUGGUCAGAGAACCCAGGUUGUCACUCCUUUUAGAAGAAAAGCUGUUGUACACUGAUCUCUGUUUGCUAGAAAUGGAAAUCAAUAGAUAUCAUUAUAAAAGGUUAUAGUAAUGAUGCAGUGAGUGAGUCAGAGCAGCUGAAUCAUUCACUGUUUGCACUGUGUAUGUUACUGAAAUUCAAUAUGUUUUUAUGUUCACCAUGUUACACACCAAAGGUUGUGUAAAUGUACCAUGAGUGUAUACAGAGUCUCAUGAAAGAGUAGAGUCAGUUUAGCAGUGUUGCUGAUGACAGUGAGAACUCAGAUAAAAACGGACAAUGCUAGAGAAAGAGCUGCUAGCAUGAAUGAUGAGAAAAUAAAACACAUAUGUCAAAAUAUUACAGUUGUGCAAAAAAAAAAAAAAGAUGUGCAACAAUUUCUGUGUAUUCAGCAUUUACCACCUUAAUGCAUUACAAAAACAUUUUCCUAGCCUAUAGCACUUUUGUUACACUAUAAUAAAUACUUGACACUCCUGCCAGCUUCUCAGUGUGAAUCACAGCAGUAAAUUCCCAAAACAAAGCUUAACCUCUGUGUACUAUUUUUAUACCAUGAUGGUAAUUUUUAAUAUCAUGUGCAUAGUUAUUAUUGGUUAUUUGUUGUGGUUUUGAAAUGGUUGAAAUGGCUCUGUGUUCCUGUACAGUAUCUGUGUUGUUGUUGCAUCUGUGAAGGCUUUAGCUAUUUUACUGCACAUAUACUCCAUUAAAACUUCAUUCAAGCCAGACAUCAGAUUCCCUUUCCACAGGUUCACUGGACAGCCAUACCGAAUGGAAUAUUUGAGAAAAAAAAAAAAAAAAAACACUGUCCCUUUAAAUUGACAAAGUACUGAAACUGCACAUGCAGUAGUAGUUUUCUGUACUCUGGACUUUGCAGUACAGACCUGCAUAUGGAUGUAUUAUAACCUGAACGUGUCUUCACCCAGUGUUCAUUGUAUUUAGAUGGAGGGAAGGUUUUGCUUAUGUUACCUGAUGAUUCAGAUCAGCCAUGUUUAACUGUAUACCACGUUUCUCAUACAGAGUGUUAUUUCAUUUCAAUAUAAAAAGAAAUAAUAAAAAAGUGAAGAUAUAUAGUACACUGA